Aspergillus thermomutatus is the source of this 1620-nucleotide messenger RNA. Its product is annotated as putative metalloreductase Fre8. Gene Ontology annotation, molecular function: ferric-chelate reductase activity. Gene Ontology annotation, biological process: iron ion transport; copper ion import; intracellular iron ion homeostasis. Gene Ontology annotation, cellular component: plasma membrane. The coding region runs from base 1 to 1620 and encodes 539 amino acids. The transcript is spliced from 3 exons. NCBI's taxonomy places the organism in Eukaryota, Fungi, Ascomycota, Eurotiomycetes, Eurotiales, Aspergillaceae. The record is from RefSeq and is a predicted model, not a curated record.
AUGGGUUGGCCUUAUCAUAUAGUCAAGCUCAGCGCAGAGGAGAAGUCGCAACGUCGAGAGCUUCUUGAUCGGCGCUGGGUCUAUCACCGCUCGACUCGGAGAGACGGAUACAGUGCAGUUACUCGGUCUUCAGACUCGAGGACUUCAAGUCCUGGGAAUUCCGUGAGGCAAUGGCGGUCGAUACUGUGGUGGCUCGAAGAUGAAGUCGCUCCCGGCUGGGGUGCAAGGGAGCAUUGGAUUUUGGGUGCAGCAUGGGCGUUGUGGUUGCUAAUUUUGUGCAUUCAUCAGACGGGAACUGACUAUCUUCAUGUAACGAAACGCUUUGGCAUAGUAGCUGCGGCGCAACUACCCACACAUUUUCUGCUUGCAGUCAAGUCUCGCUACAAUCCUUUAGCACUGAUAUUCAACACUUCGUACGAGAAACUGCUACCAUGGCACCGAAUAUCCGGUAGACUGAUAUUCUUUCUGAUUGUGGUCCAUGUGACAUUGUACCUGAACUACUUCGUCCAAACGGCAACGCUGCAAGAGCACCUCACCUCGCUCGAAAUCGUCCUCGGCAUCAUAGCAUUUGUGUCCCUCUUCGCCAUGAUGAGCACCAGCAUUGAGAUUGUCCGUCGGCGCAACUACCGGAUAUUCUACAUCACACACUCGCUGCUUGCAUCUCUACUCCUGAUCUCUCUCACCUUUCACGCAGAGCCUCUACGCUGGUACAUCAUUGAGACACUAGCUGUUACCCUUCUGUCCCUAGCCAGCCGACUAGACACCAUCACCGCGUACGCCAACAUUUCCCGAAUCCCACGAACGAACCUCAUCAGCGUGCAAAUCCCUGUUCCCGCAUCGAAAAUACAGAGAUUCCGAGCGGCGCCAGGCCAACACGUCUUCUUAUCCUUACACACGGAAACAGCGAUGAAGAUGAACUCGUCACUCAUACGGAACAUGUUUCUCCGGAACCCAUUUACUGUGGCGAAUGUCUCGGAGAACAAUGAGAUAACCCUCGUCGCGCGGGUGCAGGAUGGUCCCACGUCCCGAGCCUUGGAUGCUCUGGCGGAUUCAACGGAGAAGCCAAGUUUGGUCAAUAUUUACGGACCGUAUGGGAGUAUCGCACGCUUUUCAAAGCUAGGCAGGAAGUAUGAUCGGAUUCUCAUUGUGGCCGGUGGCGUCGGCGCGACUUUUGCUCUGCCGGUCUACCGUGAACUGAAGGAGCAAGUUGAAGCGGAGGGCAAGGGACAGGAUAGAAUCACAUUUGUGUGGUCUAUGAAAACGCUUGAAGAAGCUGCGUGGGUGAUGCGCUUGGCGGAUGGGCAGGCCUUUACGCAAUACGAGAACGUCAAAGUAUACCUGACCCAGUCCUACCAUAUGCGCAGACAGAAGUCUGCCCCGGAUGAGAGUGUCGAGUUAGAGGAGUUACAACCGCAGAGAACGGUUGUAUGGUCAUCCGCGGAGACUGGACGCCCUGACCUGGGCAACAUCGUGGAUGACGUCCUUGGUGAGUCUGAUGUACGCGUAGCAGUGCUGUUCUGCGGACCGCCAGGCAUGGGGAGGGCAUUACGGGAGAACAUUGGCAGGCAUGCAAGGAAAGGAAGAGAGGUCUUCUGGCAUGCUGAAGCCUUUGGGUGGUGA